AAGUGUUUAGCGUUCUAGUGCUACAGAGUACCACACAGGCAAAGACUGAGCCACUGCCACGCAGCAGCCCCUGGACGGAUAUGCAUGCCUAUUUAUAGCUAAUCCUGUUUCGGUGAGGUCGUGCUCUCUACUGUCCCUGAGACGGAGCAAUCGGAGUUAAGCGCCGCUGGCGUGCUGUCGUCGUGCAAGAGAGGGCUGGCAAAGGAUGAAGCUAGGCAGCAGACCGGGCUCCAUUCGUGUGUGUGGCCGUUGAUGGGCAGAUAGACAGGGCUCUUCUGGAUGUUUCUGACAUGGCGGAUUCCCUUCACCUCGGCACACGAGCUCUGCCCCACCGGCGGGCCCCCUCUGUGGCUCACCUAUGUAGCCUUGUGAGGACUUAAGCCAACAUCAACAGCCAAGAUGAGAGAGUGGGCUUACAGGAAUCAAAUUCAAAUGGCUUUCUACAUGUCCAAGUCAUGCUCUAAGGAGUCAAGCGACGUACACCCCUGAGAAAUAACAGCAGUUUAUGGGAAAUACCGUAUUUUGCCUCUGAGGAUUUUACUUGCCUUUUUGGGAAAGCCUCUCUCCACCACCCUUGAGUGGUGCGUUGUAGAGGAGACAUGGCCAGCAACUCGUUCCGUGGGUCAAAGCGUGGUCGACAUGCACAGGCCAAUCAUGAUGUUGGAGACUUCAACUGCUCUCUCAAGGAGCUGCGGUCUCUCAUGGAACUCAGGGGACCUGAGGGAAUAGCUAGAAUCCAGGAAUGUUACGGAGAUGUCGAAGGACUAUGUACCAGACUAAGAACAUCACCUAUUCAUGGUUUAGGAGGCCAUGCCGACGACAUUGCCAGGAGGAAAGAGGAGUUUGGACAAAACGUUAUACCUCCAAAAAAGCCAAAAACAUUUCUUCAGUUAGUGUGGGAAGCGUUGCAAGAUGUGACGCUAAUCAUCCUCGAAGUGGCAGCCAUCAUUUCAUUAGGCCUUUCUUUUUAUAGACCUCCAGAUGCCGAAAGGGAAAAUUGUGGAAAGGCAGCGGGAGGGGUGGAGGAUGAGGGGGAGGCAGACGCGGGCUGGAUUGAGGGUGCAGCCAUCCUCCUGUCCGUCGUCUGCGUGGUCCUGGUGACAGCGUUCAAUGACUGGAGCAAAGAGAAGCAGUUCCGCGGGCUACAGAGCCGCAUCGAACAGGAGCAGAAGUUCACGGUGGUCCGCGGAGGCCAAGUCGUCCAGGUCCACGUGGCUGAGAUCGUAGUCGGCGACGUUGCACAAGUGAAAUACGGUGACCUUCUUCCUGCUGAUGGUGUCCUGAUCCAGGGAAAUGAUUUGAAAAUCGAUGAAAGCUCUCUCACCGGUGAAUCCGACCAUGUCAAGAAGACUUUGGACAACGAUCCAAUGCUGCUGUCAGGUACCCACGUCAUGGAGGGUUCUGGGAAGAUAUUGAUCACAGCAGUAGGUGUCAACUCCCAGACCGGCAUCAUUUUCACCCUGCUCGGAGCCGGCGAAGACGAAGACGACGACGAGGAGGAGAAAGCAGAGAAGGAAAGGAAAAAGAGGGAAAGGGAGGAGAAGAAGAAGGAGAAAGAGAGGAGAAAGAAAGAGAAGAAAGAAAAGAAGGACAAGAAGGACAAACUGGACAAGAAAAAUAAAAGAGAUGAGAAAAACAAGAAAGGUAAGUCUCAGGAUGGUGCAGGCGUGGAGAUGCAGGCACUCAACAGUGACGACGAAGGAGAGGAGAAGAAGAAAGCCCACCCGAAGAAGGAGAAGUCUGUGCUCCAGGGGAAAUUGACCAAAUUAGCGGUGCAGAUCGGCAAAGCAGGCCUGUUCAUGUCAGGGUUGACAGUCAUCAUCCUGAUAACUCUGUUCAUGGUGGACACCUUCUGGAUCCAGGGCCUACCGUGGAUCGCGGACUGCACGCCCAUCUACAUUCAGUUCUGCGUCAAGUUCUUCAUCAUUGGUGUUACCGUGCUUGUGGUGGCCGUACCCGAAGGUCUCCCCCUGGCCGUCACCAUCUCCCUUGCGUAUUCUGUCAAAAAAAUGAUGAAAGACAACAACCUUGUGAGGCACCUGGAUGCCUGUGAAACCAUGGGCAACGCCACAGCCAUCUGCUCUGACAAAACGGGGACGUUAACCAUGAACAGGAUGACCGUGGUCCAGGCUUAUCUGGGAGACAGGCACUACAGGGUGGUUCCUGAGUCUGACCUCAUCCCAGGCAAAGUUUUGGACCUGCUCAUUAUGGGCAUCGGAGUCAACUGUGCUUACACAUCCAAGAUCAUGUCUCCUGAGAAGGAGGGCGGGCUGCCACGCCAGGUGGGCAACAAGACCGAAUGUGCCUUGCUGGGCUUUGUCUUGGAACUGAGACGUGACUAUAUGACCAUCCGCAACGAGAUCCCAGAGGAGAAGCUCUUCAAGGUCUACACCUUCAACUCAGUCAGGAAGUCCAUGAGCACAGUGCUGAAGAACGCAGACGGGAGCUACCGCAUGUUCAGCAAAGGAGCCUCCGAGAUCCUCCUAAAGAAGUGUUGUAAGAUCAUGACAGCAAGCGGGGAGGCUAAGGUCUUCAAGCCCAGGGACAGAGACUAUGUGGUGAAGAAUGUGAUCGAGCCCAUGGCCUCCGAGGGCCUGAGGACCAUAUGCCUGGCCUACAGGGACUUCCCCCCGGUCGACGGCGAGCCUGACUGGGAAAACGAAACUGACAUCCUCACCGGCCUCACCUGUUUGUGUGUGGUGGGCAUCGAGGACCCUGUGCGGCCAGAGGUUCCUGACGCCAUUAAGAGGUGUCAGCGCGCUGGCAUCACCGUGCGCAUGGUCACAGGGGACAACAUCGACACGGCUCGCGCCAUUGCCAGUAAGUGUGGCAUAGUGCACCCCGGAGAUGACUUCCUCUGUAUAGACGGCAAAGAGUUCAACCGACGAAUAAGAAACCAACUGGGAGAGAUUGAGCAAGAACGCAUUGAUAAGAUUUGGCCUAAACUCCGUGUGCUUGCAAGAUCCUCACCCACUGACAAACAUACUUUAGUAAAAGGUAUAAUGGAUAGCACUGUACUAGAACCAAGACAAGUUGUUGCUGUAACAGGAGAUGGCACUAAUGACGGCCCUGCCUUGAAGAAAGCGGAUGUUGGAUUUGCCAUGGGCAUUGCGGGCACGGACGUAGCCAAAGAGGCCUCAGACAUCAUCCUGACAGACGACAACUUCAGCAGCAUCGUCAAGGCGGUGAUGUGGGGGCGGAACGUCUACGACAGCAUCUCCAAGUUCCUCCAGUUCCAGUUGACAGUCAACGUGGUGGCCGUCAUCGUGGCCUUCACAGGAGCAUGCAUCACACAGGACUCUCCUCUCAAAGCUGUCCAGAUGCUGUGGGUGAACCUGAUCAUGGACACAUUUGCCUCCCUGGCCCUGGCCACUGAGCCCCCCACCGAGUCUCUGCUGCUGAGGAAACCAUAUGGCCGGAACAAGCCCCUCAUCUCCCGCACCAUGAUGAAGAACAUCCUGGGCCAUGCUGUCUACCAGCUCACUGUCAUCUUCACCCUGCUCUUCACCGGAGAGCAGAUUUUCGACAUUGACAGUGGGAGGUAUGCGCCUCUCCAUGCCCCUCCCUCGGAACAUUACACCAUUGUUUUCAACACCUUCGUCAUGAUGCAGCUCUUCAAUGAAAUCAACGCUCGCAAGAUCCACGGCGAGCGUAACGUCUUUGACGGCAUCUUCAAAAACAUGAUCUUCUGCUCCAUUGUGUUCGGAACGUUCGUCAUCCAGAUUGUGAUCGUUCAGUUUGGAGGGAAACCUUUCAGCUGUGUGGGCCUCAGUAUCGACCAGUGGCUCUGGUGUGUGUUCUUGGGCUUUGGCUGUCUUCUAUGGGGCCAGGUGGUCACCACUGUCCCCACCAGUCGGCUGAAGUUCCUGAAGUCUGCAGGUCAUGGCACGCAGCAGGAGGAGAUCCCUGAGGAUGAGCUGGAGGAGAUGGAGGACCUGGACGAGAUCGACCAUGGUGAGAUGGAGAUGAGAAGGGGGCAGGUGCUCUGGUGCAGAGGCCUAGGCAGGAUCCAGACUCAGAUCCGCGUAGUGAAUGCCUUCCAAGACACGUUGUCCCCCUACGAAGGCCUGGAGACCCCUGAGUCCCGCAACUCGAUCCACAACUUCAUGACCACCCCGGAGUUCCGGAUAGAAGACUCGGAGCCGCAGAUCCCCCUCAUCGACGACACAGAGGGGGAGGACGAUGCUCCCACCAAGCGCAACGCUGCACAGACCCUGCCCCCACCCUCGACGCUGGCAACCCUUUCGUCCACGCCCAACCAGAACAAUAAUGCUGUGGACAGGAUCAUCCCCUUAUACAAAGAGAGUCCAAAGACUGGCGGGAUCCCCCAGAGUGCUGCGCUGCCGCCGCGCCCUGGGAGCCCGCUGCACAGCCUGGAGACAUCCCUCUGAGCUGGGCUCGAAUACCAGUAAUUACCCACUCACCUCAGCCCACAGACGGGAGAUACCAAGACGUGGGGAGAGAGGGCUUCUGGAAGCCUCAUGGGUUUCUGUUUUUACUUAUAUGUUUGGUUCCUAAAGCAUUUUUGGGUCUUGUAUCGAGGAGAGAUGCACAUUUUGCGUGGAAGAAUUAUAGACCUUUUUUUUAAUUAAAUGAACAGGGAGACUGGUAUGCAUUGCUGUACAUCAGCAGUACUUCUAAAGAAUUCAUGCAUUGGCUAUUUAUAUUUUUACGAUUUCAUUCAUGUUGUGAAAGCAACCCUGUUUACACGUUUGUGAAACUUUGACUGUCCGUGAAAAACCAACGUUAUAAUAUGUAAAAUGUGGGGCUGCAAAAUGAAAAAAUAAAUAAUGUAUUUUAGAUAUUGCUGUCUUUUAGGAGAAAAGUAAGGUUUCUGUUGAAACUGAACUAACAUGCCUGCAGGUACUAUUUGGUGUGUUUUUGUCUAGGUACAUAGAAAUAUCUAGCGAAGUAAUAGGAAAUUGGUUUUAAAUGUUUAUAAGAAGACAGGAAAAUAACUGGGAAAAUGUCCUCAAAUAUCCAUGUUCACACUUCCACACUGUAAAUAUUAAAAGACAUGCUCCGGUACUUUGGCGACUAAGAAAUAGUUUUUUAAACCUCCAGCUUUGGGCUGGAUGUGUCAAUAUGUAGUACAUACCUGCAUAAUCUAUGAGCAUAAUUACUAUCUUAUCUCAAUUAGCCAAGAAAUCCUUAUUUUGAAAGUGGUUGUUUUCUUCAAGCUUUGCACCGCAAUUUUCCCAACAUCCCCC
Oncorhynchus keta (chum salmon) is the source of this 5210-nucleotide messenger RNA. RefSeq names its product plasma membrane calcium-transporting ATPase 1-like. The transcript has 21 exons. Gene Ontology annotation, biological process: calcium ion transmembrane transport; regulation of cytosolic calcium ion concentration. Lineage: Eukaryota; Metazoa; Chordata; Actinopteri; Salmoniformes; Salmonidae. Gene Ontology annotation, molecular function: P-type calcium transporter activity; PDZ domain binding; ATP binding. The record is from RefSeq and is a predicted model, not a curated record. Gene Ontology annotation, cellular component: intracellular membrane-bounded organelle; membrane. Bases 600 to 4391 code for a protein of 1263 amino acids.